AUGAGCAAGUCCCGGGUAGAUAUUUUCACAUACCUCCUCUUAUCCUCAGAGGAUGACCCGCGGAAUCCAACUAUCAGUGACGGUGACCUGAUAUAUGACUCGGAGCUCGCGGUCGUGGCUGGCAGUGAUACUACUUCUACAACCAUGGCGGCUAUUAUAUAUCUUCUCGCAAAGAACCCCGAGAAACAAAAUCUGUUACAACAGGAAGUCGAUCAGACUUUGGGUAACCCCGAAGAUCUCAGCUAUAGAAAUAUCGCCGGAAAGACUCCGCUCCUGGAUGGCUGCAUCAACGAAGCCCUGAGAAUGUACCCAGCAGCACCCAGCGGUCUUCAACGUCUGACGUCCCCAGAAGGUGCCAUAAUUGCCGGCAAAAUGGUACCAGGAGAUACGCUGGUCUCUACGCCUCCAUACACACUGCAUCGAGACCCGCGCAAUUUUACCGACCCAGAAUGCUUCAUACCCGAGCGAUGGUCUUCUCAGGGACACUUGGUUAAAGCUAAAGAUGCGUUUAUCCCCUUUUCAAUCGGGCCAUAUUCCUGCGUAGGGAAGAACCUCGCCAUGAUGGAGAUGAGGAUGCUCCUCGCUUGCCUCGUUUGCUCGUUCUCUUUCCGCUUCCCCGAUAAUCAAGAAGCAGCCAUUGUGGAGGCCUUUGAGUCCGGCUACAAGGACCAUAUUACCGGGCAGCUGGCCAAGUUUGAAGUUCUUAUAUCUAGAAGAACCCGAGCUUAA
Aspergillus melleus is the source of this 729-nucleotide messenger RNA. RefSeq lists its product as uncharacterized. The transcript has 2 exons. The record is from RefSeq and is a predicted model, not a curated record. Lineage: Eukaryota; Fungi; Ascomycota; Eurotiomycetes; Eurotiales; Aspergillaceae. Gene Ontology annotation, molecular function: oxidoreductase activity, acting on paired donors, with incorporation or reduction of molecular oxygen; iron ion binding; heme binding. Bases 1 to 729 code for a protein of 242 amino acids.